AGGUUGGAACAGAAAUAAUAACAGAAAACUAAAAGUAGCUAGCAAACUCUGGAGCUCACUGAGCAGCAACAAUGGCUACCUGUUCACUCAUUUCCUCAAACACAUCUUCUUCUUCUCAAACUCUCCACCUUCCUUCAACUAACUCCACUCUACUUUCUCUCUCUAGAACCUUCUCUCUCCGCACACCUCACACUCACCGUCGCAUCUCUUCCAUCACCACCGCUACCUACUCUCCGGCACCGGAAUCUCACCGGAACUCCUCCUCCUCCGUCACCAAAUUCCUUGACUCCUGCUUCGUAUUUUGCACUUCUGUAGCACUCUCUGUUUCUGUAUUUGUUACAGAUGUAGAUACAGCUGCUGCGUUUGUCGUCGCUACGCCUCGGAAGUUGCAGACGGAUGAACUCGCUACUGUUCGUCUAUUUCAGGAGAAUACUCCGUCGGUUGUGUAUAUUACUAAUCUAGCUUCUAGGCAGGAUGCGUUUACUCUGGACGUGUUGGAGGUGCCUCAAGGAUCUGGAUCAGGCUUUGUCUGGGAUGACAAAGGCCAUAUUGUCACAAAUUAUCAUGUUAUCAGAGGGGCAUCCGAUCUUAGGGUAACUCUUGCUGACCAGACCACUUAUGAUGCAAAAGUUGUUGGGUUUGACCAAGAUAAAGAUGUUGCAGUAUUAAGUAUUGAUGCACCAAAAGACAAAUUGAGACCCAUACCAGUUGGCGUCUCGGCUGACUUGCUUGUUGGCCAAAAAGUGUUUGCUAUUGGAAACCCAUUUGGGCUCGAUCACACACUCACAACUGGCGUUAUCAGUGGACUAAGGAGAGAAAUAAGCUCUGCGGCAACCGGGCGUCCAAUCCAAGAUGUCAUCCAGACAGACGCUGCAAUCAACCCUGGUAAUAGUGGUGGCCCGCUUCUUGAUAGCUCCGGAAGCCUUAUUGGCAUAAAUACAGCCAUUUACUCUCCAUCGGGUGCAUCCUCUGGUGUCGGUUUUUCCAUUCCAGUCGAUACAGUAAGUGGAAUUGUUGACCAAUUGGUACAAUUUGGGAAAGUAACACGACCAAUUUUAGGAAUCAAAUUUGCACCCGAUCAGUCAACCGAACAACUAGGAGUCAGCGGAGUUCUAGUCUUGGAUGCUCCUCCCGACGGUCCAGCUGGAAAAGCGGGUAUGUUAUCAACAAAACGCGAUGCUUACGGCAGACUUAUAUUGGGUGAUAUUAUAACAUCCGUAAAUGGCAAGAAGGUUGCUAAUGGAAGCGACUUAUACAGAAUUCUUGACCAAUGCAAAGUCGGUGAAACCGUUACUGUUGAGGUGUUGCGUGGCGACCGUGUAGAGAAGAUACCUGUGGUGCUUGAACCAAAGGCUGAUGAAACAUGAUUAUUUGGAAUAAGGUAAGUUGUGAAAUUAUUAUAUACUUAACAAAUAAUUGUAUGCCAUUAGGCCCAUUAUUAUUGGACUCACAUGUUAGUGCAAUGAAAGAAACUCAAUAAUAUUGCAUGUUUCAAAAUUGUUGAUGUUUUGUUGAAAUUGGUGUAAUAGUUAGGUCAUGUUCGGGUUCA
Helianthus annuus (common sunflower) is the source of this 1549-nucleotide messenger RNA. RefSeq names its product protease Do-like 1, chloroplastic. The coding region runs from base 72 to 1367 and encodes 431 amino acids. The transcript has 8 exons. The record is from RefSeq and is a predicted model, not a curated record. Gene Ontology annotation, molecular function: protein binding; serine-type endopeptidase activity. Gene Ontology annotation, biological process: proteolysis. NCBI's taxonomy places the organism in Eukaryota, Viridiplantae, Streptophyta, Magnoliopsida, Asterales, Asteraceae.